AUGGACGACUCAGAUUCCGAGCCACAGACGUCAAAAACUCCAAGGAGAAGUCUAAAAAAAGAAGUAGAAUCCUCUGACUAUGAAAUUUCACACGAUGAAGACAGUGCAAAUGAUGACAUCGAAGUUUUAGCAGAUUCAGCGGAGAAUGAUGUAGAAAUGCAAGAGGAAGUAGCAGAUCUCACAGAGGAAAAAACUCCAGGAAAAAGUCGAAAACGGGCGGCUCCAGUGAAUACGUACAGUCCAUAUCAUUUUAAGCACGAUAGCACCAACAGCUACAUGCCAUUCGUACCACAACGAUGGACGCCUCAAAAUACCUAUCGUCUUCCCAGUGAUAUUAUUCUGACUACUAUCCGAGAAUGUGGUUCAGAGGGGUUGGGUAGAUCAGAAAUCGGUCAGGCAAUCGGUUAUGAUGCCACGACAAAGUCUGGUGGAAGAAAAGUGUCGAAUUUGUUGGCGAAUUGUACGAGUGAGCAUCCGGAACAUGUUGGACAAUUUCAGAAGAUGAAUGGAAAAAUUAGAACUAUUAGAUUCUACUGGAAAGAAAGCGAGCAACCCGAGAAAUUCGAAGUAUUACUCCGCGAGUUCCAAGAACUUUCCGGUAUUCCAUGCCCGUUCAAAAUCGGAGAAGUCAUCAAGUUCCCAGACAAGAAGCUCAACACCCUUCGCGUCAGUGACAUCACUCUGAAACGAUUCAAUCGUCUAUUAAAAAUGAUAAAUGAAUUGCGAGUUGUGGUGACGAUAAAUAAGGUUAUUAAGUAUAUCUAUGAGUUGGAAAUGGCCGAUGGAUACAAGUUUCAAAUCGACAAAAAAUCCGUGAUGAAAUGUCUGCUAGCGCUUCAGAAUAAGGGAUUGGCUAGGGUUUGGGAUGCGAAGGUUCGAUCGGAUAAUGUUAAUCAUCCGGUCCAAAUCGUCACCCACGGAGAAAUAACAAGGGUCGACGACGAAGAAGUCCAAAAAACUAUACAAGAAGUCCUCGAUUCCUAUCACAGAGAAGGGCGUGUCUUCCCGCAUGGCCAGCUUCGAGUCGCAAAGAAACGGCUGGAAGAGAGCAAAAUUUUGACAGAAUUCGAUGAAAAAAUGGGAACGAUUGAUGAGGAUUUAACGAGAAACCGGACGAUUAAGGAUAGAUAUCACUUCUUCAGACUUCAAACCGUCAGGAAUAGUUGGAAAGGACGAAACAUGAGAGAUGACGUGGAACCCGAUGAACCCGAAGAAGAUGAUCCAGACGACACCAUCCUCGACGAUUCCCAACUCGAUGAAACUGUGAAUGACGGCGUGGCAGAGAAUCCGGACGGUGUCGACGGAGACCAAGAGAUUCCAGAGGAAGACCCGAAGAUGGCCAUGCAGAAGUUGUUCGCGAAGAAUCCAACAGUUCCAGUCCAGAAUAAACGAUCAAGUGCCUACUAUUUCGGACGGGACACUCUAGGAUACCAAGGAAAAACGAUUCGGUUAUUGAUACUUCACGAGAUGGCUUAUCACUUUGUAUACGGUCAUCCUGAGGAUACAAAACCCAGCCUCUUUGAUAUUUUCCCACCAACCAAGGCGUUCGACAAGUGGCCAUCGCUGAAUGAGUACGCGGCUCAUGUCUAUUUCGACGAGGAGUCACCAUACCGUUAUAUGCCACCACAACCGAAAUACGAUGGAAUUGAUAGGGGAUGGUUUAUGGUUCAGGAUUUUCUUGCUGCGAUGCCACUCUCUGUGUUCGUCCUGGCUAACUAUGUGCCUACCACUAUCGACCGCGCAUUCCUAAUGAGCUAUCUAACUGACCCAGUCAAACGACACCUGCCAAUUGGAUAUCUUCCUGUGGAAACGCGCGAGAUAUUGAUGAAAGAUAAGAAGAUUCAUAAGCAAUUGCAGCAUGCUUUGUUCACUCUUGGAGCUAUGGGAUUGGUGGCUCUUGGACCGAACCCAUCGGUUAGACGAUUCCCGGGAGCGGCGUCGGAAAUGUUCUAUGUUGCGAAAAAAACGCAUCUCUACGACACCUCCACAAGCACCAAAUCCUACACUGCCGUCAUCCCACCAGUCGAACAGGGAUUCUAUGUGAGAUACGAGUAUGAAUUCGACACUCGAACCGACGUAACCCUCUACUGGCAUCAUCUUCGUGCAAUAGUCCAAUCGACUCCAUUGGGUUUUCGUCUAGAUAUGGAUCAAGGCGAUUCAAAAUACGAAUCUCGUCACCGCCAAUACUCAAACGGAUGUUUCGACCGUAAAAUCAUCGAACACGAUCAGGUUUCCAAUAUCCAAGAGCUCUACCCACGUGUUCUCACUGACGGUGUCGCCGGUUUCGACUCCGCCCUCUUUCUUCAUCUGAAACGUCACUGGGAUAUCUGUACCGUACCGCAUGUAGUGGUUGCUUGGUUUAUAACGAAAUUCCGGAAAUGUUCCGAUGAAAUGAAGCGAGAAAUUGAGAAGCGAGUUCGGUCAGUUCACAAAGACUGGAAUAACUUCACAAGACUCUCCCUAACGGAUAAAGAUUCUAUGAAAAGUGCAUCGAACAAGCUGAAAGUGGAAUACCCUCCAAAAAUGAUCAAAAAAUUCGGUGGCGCUUCGAAAUCCAUUAUUAGCUCCACCCCCUCCACUAGCUCCAAAAAGUUGAAACCCAAAAAACGAAAAUUGGACAGUGUUGACCUAGUGAGCUCUUCCGCUCGAAUUUCCGUCCGUUGUCGUUUCUCCCCGAAGGAAAGAGACCAGCUGAUUCUUAUCCGUGCUGUUGGAUUCUUUCUGAAUCCUGUCUACAGAUUCUGGUUGGAUCCUACAGUACUCCGUGACCUUAUGCAUGAAUUCGUGCCGGAGAGCCGUAACAAAACAGUGCAGAGCUUGAUGGCGUGUGGAGUCCGGGAGCUCGUGAGAACCAAUCGAUUGGCUUAUCUACAGAGAGUUGUGAGGAAUUUGUCGACGUUCCCCGAGAUGAGAAGGUUGAGAUCGGAGCUCUGCUCAUCGCCGGUUGUUCCUGGGCAGUCGAAGACCGAUUUCUUUAAGGCGGCGUUCAGAACAGCCAUGCGACUUCUUUUUGUCGAUAACAACAGAAUCCCGCCCACCUCAAUGUCCGACAAAAAUUUCAAAUUAUUCCUGGAAGCUGGAAAUGUAUCUGUCACUAAAGAGAUUACUGUAUCCAACGCUUGCCCCUACCGAUCCCAGAAACCUAUCAGUUAUGGACAUAUUCAACACUGUGUCGCUGCGAAUAUUUUGAUUAGCGUUCUCAUCCAUUCCAAAAAUGGGGCGGUUCCCGAGGCGAUGCUCGAACAAGUGCCACCCGCGGUACUCCAAACAGUUCUUCAAAGUCUCAGAAGUGAUGGUCUUGUCUCCAGAAGUCGUACGCUAGAAGCCGUCGCGGAGUUGGCGAAUAAAAAAGAUGCCACGUUGUCUUACUAUUUCCGUCACUUCUUCGCGCAUCGCUGUCAUUCUGACCUUGUGGAAGGGUCCGGACGUCUUCUAGAUGAAGUCAACGAUCCGAAAGCUCCAGAAUCCAUCGAACUACAUGGUGAUGGACCGGAAGUCGUCAUAGCCGCUUCGACGGCCUUCUAUUCGGAUAAACAUUUUCUGGAAAUGGAUGUAGACGGUGACAUAUUGGAUGCGUUCUGCAAAGUGGAGAAUGAUGAGACUAUAAAGAAGAUUCGAUAUUUGGAAUCUGCGGAUUUACACUUUGAGAAGAUUCGAGUGAAUUUGGUGAAGAAUUCAGAAUCCAUUGAAGACGACGUCACCACCACCACCGAAGCGAGCAUUGACAAGGUUCUCAAGUUUUUGGACAAUUCGAGAGAUGCCACGCCCACUAUGACACUUGAUGAAUACAUUCAGAACAAUAAGUUCGAACUUGAUAAAAGACGUGAAAUCCGUGCGAUUUGCCACGUCAUCAAGGCUUCCCGCCCGACGGGAAUCACGAUAGCCGAACUGAAAAAGAAAGUGAAAAUUCCAUUAGAACGCAUUGAACAAAUUGUCGCAGAAUUGAAUGAGGUUAGACAGAUUUUGGCGGUUGGAGUGGACGAUAAGAGAUGGGUUAGCAAUGAGUAUGAGGCGUGUUGGACGGUGCAGUUGGGAGAGAACAGAUGGUGUCCGAGACCAUGGGUGUCUCCAGAAGGCACAAUUUCCCUGCCCGUCGUCCGCUGGAUUACUGAAAGCAUCCUUCUUCUAAUCAUCGGAAAAGUCGGAAUUCAAAUGAAAGACGUCAUCAGCAAUUACGAAUUCGCAAUUCAACCAGUCGCCGUUCGUGAAAUUAUCUCCCUCCUCGAGCAUCUCGAAUGCCUGAACGUCGUCAAAAAGUUCUUCCCAUCGACCAAAAUGAGUUCUCCAUUCUCUCCACCAACUGAUCUUGAAUUGGUCGUUUACAUCUAUCCAACUGUCGAUGCACUGGAAAAAUUCUCCAGAAUCUUCCACAAUAUCGAACUCAUGCCAAUGAUGAUCUCGAAAAUUAAUUAA
This is a messenger RNA of Caenorhabditis remanei, 4413 nucleotides long. RefSeq lists its product as uncharacterized. Gene Ontology annotation, molecular function: DNA binding. Gene Ontology annotation, cellular component: transcription factor TFIIIC complex. Gene Ontology annotation, biological process: transcription initiation at RNA polymerase III promoter; 5S class rRNA transcription by RNA polymerase III. Bases 1 to 4413 code for a protein of 1470 amino acids. Lineage: Eukaryota; Metazoa; Nematoda; Chromadorea; Rhabditida; Rhabditidae. The transcript is spliced from 14 exons. The record is from RefSeq and is a predicted model, not a curated record.